CCGAACAGGAAUGAUCCAGUUCUAAAGAAGCUAGCUAUGAAGAUUCUUGGACUCACGUGUUCUGCCAGUGGUUGCGAGCGCAAUUGGAGCAUGUUCGAGGCGAUUCAUACCAAGAAAAGAAAUCGCCUUGAGCAAAAAAAGUUCAACGACUUGGUUUUCGUUCAAUACAAUCAAAAAUUGCAAGAACGAUUCCAAAGUAGGAAAGAAAAUCCCGAUUUCUUUGACCCCAUCUGCUUAGAUGAGUUGGAUGCAGAUAACGAGUGGCUCGUAGAGACGGAGGAUCCAGUAUUUGCUGGAGAGGAGCUGACAUGGGCACAAGUUGAAGAUGCCGCAUACGGAUCAACACCUGGUGAAGGUAGUACCACUCGAAGGUGAAGGACGAGGGGAGCCGGGGGGCCAGUAGUAGUCGUCAACCCGUUGAUGAGAUUGAGGAGAUUGAAAAAGGAGACGGUGAUAAUGAUGAUCAAGCUGAAGAUCAUCCACCAAUGAAUAUUGAUGAAGUAUUAGUACGUACAGAUGAUGAAGAAACGGAAGAAGAAGAACUGUAUAUGGAAGAAAGAGAUGACUCGAAUGACGAUGAUGAUGAUGGUGGUGGUGGUGGACCUGGUGGUGUUAUGCCACAAUGGCUACUAGAUCAAUGUAUAUGAUUAUUGAUUAGAUAAAUAAUAAAUACAUAACUUCUUAACUUUGUUUAAUAUUUACUGAGUCUAAGUGUGUUG
This is a messenger RNA of Magnolia sinica, 719 nucleotides long. RefSeq lists its product as uncharacterized. NCBI's taxonomy places the organism in Eukaryota, Viridiplantae, Streptophyta, Magnoliopsida, Magnoliales, Magnoliaceae. The coding region runs from base 37 to 375 and encodes 112 amino acids. The transcript has 2 exons. The record is from RefSeq and is a predicted model, not a curated record.